AUGGUGGAGGGCUUGUCUUUUGCUCUGCGAUACGAUGUGAGCUGUAAACCUUCAGGCACUGGGCACUCGGAUGAUGAGUUUGAAGAGAACCAUCACGACGCACGAGCUCUAGCGGAGGAGACACCCAGUAACACCUACUCAUAUGACCCGGUGCAGUGGCAGAAUGCAUGGCAAGAGAGUGUGUCAUAUAACGAGGAGGAUGUGUCCAAUAUCCCCAACCGCAACAAGGAAGGCAGGGAAUGGGAGUAG
Molecule: messenger RNA, 249 nt
Organism: Guillardia theta CCMP2712
Lineage: Eukaryota; Cryptophyceae; Pyrenomonadales; Geminigeraceae
Exons: 3
Coding region: 1-249 (82 amino acids)
Source: RefSeq, a predicted model, not a curated record